This is a messenger RNA of Emericellopsis cladophorae, 786 nucleotides long. RefSeq lists its product as uncharacterized. Bases 1 to 786 code for a protein of 261 amino acids. The record is from RefSeq and is a predicted model, not a curated record. NCBI's taxonomy places the organism in Eukaryota, Fungi, Ascomycota, Sordariomycetes, Hypocreales, Bionectriaceae. The transcript has a single exon.
AUGAAGGCUUUUACUACCCUGCUGGGUGUUCUGGCCCUUAUCCAGCCUUGCCUUUCUUCCGAUGCAGCAGAAGCGGCAGAAAUCCUCUACUUCUACACUGUCUACGACUUGGAUGUCAAGGUUUGGGGACCGGGUCACGGUUAUGUCGCACCGGACUGUGAAGGCAAGUCGCUUCCCGACGGGGAGUGCACUCUCGACGAGUUCAUCAACUUCAUCCGCUUUGGGGACGCAUCGUCCGACGAGUCGUAUUACGACCUAGAAGCCGGUUUCCAGUUCGUUCCCGGAGCUGCAGCCGCCGUCGUGCUUGCUCUCCGUGACAUUGUCCAGAGCUGGGACAUUCUUACUAGCAAAGUCGUGGAGAAGCGCAAGACCACAGUCGGCCUGUGGGACGACUUGGCUCAGAUCAUCGACAAGGACCACGAGAGGGCCAAGAAGAGAAACAUUGGCGUCACGCGGCAUUUGACGAACGCCGCAACCGUCCUCGGCGCAGUGGUUGAUUUCCGACAGGCCGCCCUCAGCGAAAACUUUGUCGACCAUAUGAAGAGCCAGGUGAAAGAUGUUGUCUGGAAGACCGUCAACAAGGAAAGCGACUACCUCAACGCAGGUUACAACAAGCUCAAGUGGCAGGCCACGGUAAAGGCCAACCCGGACCUGAAAAACCCCAAGACAGACAUGUACAAGAACGUGAUUAAGGCUGUCAAGGGCUUCGAUCAGCUGGAGGGGACAAUGCAUGACAAGACCAUGGCCAUCAACGCGGCCAACAGCUUUAAGACGUGUUUGCGAUAA